Molecule: messenger RNA, 2534 nt
Organism: Vitrella brassicaformis
Lineage: Eukaryota; Vitrellaceae
Source: the annotation of a GenBank genome assembly
CGUCUAGGGGUCACGAGUUGCCACCACCAUUGCAAUGUACCCAUCCUCAAAAUCAUCAUCAUCCCGUGUGUUGAUGGUGAAGCCGCCCACUCGAGUGCCGUCGGGGAGCAGCUCACGAAUGCCAUCGACAAGAUCGUCAGGCUCAUCCGGCAGCCAUACCCACACACGCCUCAGGCCGCGGACACCGGCGGUGAGCAGAGACGACAGGCCGUCGCGGAUGAUGUUCGCGGCGGCAGAGGCCUCCAUCUCAUGGGGCACUGAAUGACGACACAUAGACAAGGCGGAUGGACACACACAGAUGAUGGAGCACAUUCCUGCACUCACUGCCCUCCGGGCAUACCUGCUAAGCGCAUGCCUAUGUUGCUGAUCGAUGGCAGACGAUUCGACCCCCAGCCGUCAAAGAGCUCUUCAGUGAGAGUGACCGGAUCUACCUCGCCCACCGCAUCCCCUAACCCGUCGAUAAUGCCCACCUCCCUCUCCUCCCCCAAUCCCUCCAGCACGCCGAGCCUGUCCUGUGCACUGACCGCUGCAUGAAAUACCACCCACUCCACCUCCAUAGGCAUCUUCUGCGCCAACAGCCGGCCCGCAGCACCGCCCACAGCGCUCCAGACACACAGCUCAUGGACCCUUGGGAUCGGCUGCAGGUGGUUGAUGAUGUCGGGGGCGGGUGGGGUGGUGCCGGGAGGGGGGUCGAAGCCAUUGGCAUCGUGAACCAUCACGCUCGACACGUUGUCGAAUGAGAGACUCGAUGCGAUCUCGCCGGCCGCCUGGCUGGGGCUGUCGAUGGGGUGGGUGAGGUCAUUCUGGCUGAUGGUGUAGGUCACACCCGUCGUCUGCCGUGCCGCCUCCUGGAUGGCCGCCUUGAUGAAGGGGGAGGGGCGAAGGGGGAACUCGUCGGCGUAGAAUAGGGACAGGUCGAAUUCACUCGGCGUGACGUUCACGGUGAGCGGGACGUCCGGCGAGGUGCAGCAUGUGUUGAUGAAGUCGUCAACAGCCAGCAGGGCGGAGAGGCUGUGGUGGCCCUCAAUUCGAGGGACACCCACGUCGAGCCGUCUCAGCGACUUGCGGCAGCCACGCGAUGUGAGCACAUCCUACAAAGAAACAAAGAGAGAAGGACGCGAUCCGUGUGUGUGUGCACAACAGAUGAGGCCUCCCCUGUGUGAUGAUUGCCUACCUGCAGUCGUCUCACUUCCCCCUCGAAGCCCUCAUAUGCGAUCCCUCCGAUGGUCUGCAGCUGUCUGAGCGGCCCCGGCUGGCGGGCGGAUGCGAUGGGGAAGUGCUCAAACACAGCCGCCCACCACUCCCAUGACCGCCGACGCCCCUCCACCUCUUUCAGCGACUGAGACGAGCUGACGAAGCGGCCGAGCUGCUUGGCAUCCCACCCGUCCUGAUGCACACGCUCGAGUGCGGGCAUCUUCCAGCCCCUGUCGGCCAGCUUACCGUAAUAGUGCUCGCCGACGGCACCAGUGACGGCCCUGAGGGCAUGGAUGGUGGGGGGCUCGGUGGGGGGAGGAAGGCGAAAAACCGGGGGCCUGGGGCUGGUGGUGGAGUUGAGCAAUUGGUCGGUGGCGGUGGUGAAGUCGAUGGUCUCCAGCGAUCCCUCCGCCAUGAGCUGCUGCCCCUCCUUCUCGCACGCCGCCCGACGUCCGGCCGCAUGGCCCUCCACGAUGCUUAUCAUGCUGCCCAGACACCACCACUGCUUGCGGCGCGGCUGCACGAGGGUGAUGGCCGUCAGGUUGACAAGCCACUUGCCGAGCUGGAAGGCCUGCUCAGGCGUCAGGCUCUCCCAGAAGUGACGGUCGCCCUCGGUAGAAGAGUCGAUGGUGAUGUGUGUCUGCUGGUGGAAGGCCCCCUUGACUUGCGGCCACUGCUUGCAGAGGGUUGGCACAGCCGACAGCUCUCGAGGGGUCAUGAAGCUGAAGACACAGGACAGGUGGUCGUCGCCAAGACCACCAGGGGCCUGAUUUAGGGAGAGCAUGAGAGUGAGCCGCGUCACGAGUGUGGCUGUGUGUGUGUACCAUUCUGUUAUCAUCCUGAUCAGCAGAGUUCUUGUGAGUGAGGCGGAAGCCACCAUGCCCCUGGACGUACACACACCACACACAUCCGGUGAGUGAGUGGACGUGUGGACGUCGCGUGUACCUGUUGGCCAUGCGGUGAUGUCGUGGUCUUGCUGUGUGGCACCACUUGUUUGAGCUCCUCUUGGUGUCCGCCCACCUCCCUCAAGUGAAGCGCCGUCCGUCCACUGCCCUCCUCGAUGCGAUACACGUCGGCCUUGACCCACCUCUGCUUGCCCUUCUCCCGCCCGUUGGUCACCAUCUGCACACGACUGCCCUCUUUGUAACGGCACGGCGCAGAGGACGCCAUUGCCUGACGAACCGAACAGUCAAGUGAAGGAGCGAAUGAGUCAGCGAUGCUCUGACAUUGAUGAGUGUGUGGUGGUUGUGCUUUGACUGACAUCGUCGUCAGGCAAAGCAGACGAAGAUGAAGCCGCUGCCAUGGCGACACUCUCAAACACGGCUGACAAGAAGGGCACA